Hippoglossus stenolepis (Pacific halibut) is the source of this 6137-nucleotide messenger RNA. It is a transcript of the gene slc1a2b, whose product is annotated as solute carrier family 1 member 2b. The record is from RefSeq and is a predicted model, not a curated record. Lineage: Eukaryota; Metazoa; Chordata; Actinopteri; Pleuronectiformes; Pleuronectidae. The transcript has 11 exons. Gene Ontology annotation, molecular function: neutral L-amino acid transmembrane transporter activity; glutamate:sodium symporter activity; L-glutamate transmembrane transporter activity. The coding region runs from base 276 to 2030 and encodes 584 amino acids. Gene Ontology annotation, cellular component: plasma membrane. Gene Ontology annotation, biological process: L-glutamate transmembrane transport.
GGUUGCCGCGGCUGUGAAUGGGUGCGUCGUCUGGGCUGUGUUGACUCGCUCCUCUCUGGAUGCGUUUGGGACGAGCUGCUUGGACAGCUGAGAGCCUCUAGCUGUCAGCAGAGCUCUGGUGCUUCCUGCCGCCGGCUCUACCAGGGACCUUAUCCUCUGACAUCUGGCAGCACUUCUCUUUUUUUGGGGGGAUGGAGCAGUUGUGAUCCCACUGACAAUUUCUUUUGCUGAUUCCCUCUUAAAAACCAAAGCCUGGAGUUUUGAUCCUAUAGUUAAUGUAUGUAGCACUUACCUCAACUCCACCAGAAAUGAAUGCCAACAGUAUGCCUAAACAAGUGGAGGUGAGGAUGCACGAGAGUCACCUGGAGCCCAUUGAGGCCAGGCCUCAGUCCAAAUGUGCCAAAAUCUGCUCCAAGCUGUGUACGAACCUUCUGCUCACACUCACCAUCCUCGGUGUGAUCUUGGGAGCUGUAUCAGGGAUGUUGCUGCGUGUGGCCUCCCCGAUACACCCAGAUAUCGUCAUGGUGAUCGCUUUUCCUGGAGAUAUCCUGAUGAGGAUGCUGAAGAUGUUGAUCCUGCCACUCAUCAUCUCCAGUUUAAUCACAGGUCUGGCCGGUUUGGACGCCAAAUCCAGCGGUCGCCUGGGCACCAGAGCAAUGAUCUACUACAUGACCACCACGAUUAUUGCCGCUGUCCUGGGAGUCAUCCUGGUGUUACUCAUCCACCCUGGCAACCCCAAACUGAAGGAGAAUCUGGGCCAGGGCGAGAAAAAUGAUGAUGUCUCCAGCUUGGAUGCCUUCUUUGAUCUGAUCAGGAACCUGUUCCCAGAGAACCUGGUGCAGGCUUGUUUCCAACAGAUCCAGACGGUCACAAAGAAGACGGAGAUAAUUAUUGAGGAGAACCUCAAUGCCACCACCAUGGAGGGACUGGUGGCCAACAUCACCAAGGAGCCUGAGUUCCUCGUCCAGAAGACCCUGCACUUCAAAAGUGGCAUGAAUGUCCUGGGUCUGAUUGGUUUCUUUAUUGCAUUUGGCAUCUGCAUGGGCAAGAUGGGAGAGAGGGCCAGACUCAUGAUUGAAUUCUUCAGCAUCCUCAAUGAGAUUGUGAUGAAACUUGUCAUCCUGAUCAUGUGGUACUCUCCCUUCGGUAUCGCCUGUCUGAUCUGUGGUAAGAUCAUCUCCAUCAAGGAUCUGGAGGUGGUGGGAAGGCAGUUGGGCAUGUACAUGGUGACUGUAAUCAUCGGCCUCAUCAUUCAUGGAGCAAUCUUCCUGCCCAGCAUCUAUUUCAUUAUCGUCAGGAAAAACCCCUUCACCUUCUUCCUGGGUAUCUUCCAGGCCUGGAUCACUGCUCUGGGUACAGCAUCUAGUGCUGGAACCCUGCCCGUCACCUUCCGUUGUCUGGAGGAAAACUUGGGUAUUGACAAAAGAGUCACUCGUUUUGUGCUCCCAGUCGGUGCCACCAUUAACAUGGAUGGAACUGCUCUGUACGAGGCUGUGGCUGCCAUCUUCAUUGCCCAAAUGAAUGGUAUCUACCUUGACCCGGGCCAGAUUGUCACUGUCAGUCUGACAGCCACCCUGGCCAGUGUAGGAGCAGCCAGUAUUCCCAGUGCUGGCCUGGUGACUAUGCUGCUGAUCCUGACUGCUGUCGGCCUGCCAACGCAAGACAUCAGUCUGCUGGUUGCUGUUGACUGGCUGCUGGAUCGAUUCAGGACCUCGGUGAACGUGGUUGGUGACUCCUACGGUGCAGGCAUCGUGUACCACCUGUCCAAGGCAGAGCUCGACGAGCUGGAUGCAAACACGGCUAAGUCAGACGACAUCGAAAUGAUGACGAAGACCCAGUCUUACUACGACGACAUGAAGAACCACCACGAAAACAAUUCCAACCAGUGCGUCCUAACCGCUACCGCUACAACCGCUUCCACUACUGCUAACAAUUCUGUCGUAGUAGAUGAAUGCAAGGUAACCUCAGCCACUAACGGCUCUGCUGCGGAGUGCACGCUUGUUGAGGAGGAACCAUGGAAACAUGAAUAAUGGCAGCACAGAGAUCCCCUGCUCCUGGGCUCCACAAGCUUUCCUACCUGCUGAUAAAAAAAAAAGAGUGAAUGAAAAAAAAAGUCACACGAACAGAACUACUAAUUGUUUUGUUUUUUAAAUGUAGUUUAGUUUUCUUUUCUUUUCUUUUCAUUAGUCCCUUUAAAGGUUUUUGUAACUGUCUAUCUGACUGAUAUAUAAUACUAUAAUUCACUUAACCGUGAAAGGAUAACAGAGGUAUACUUUACCUGUUAGAGCACAAUUUUGUCCUUUAUAGCAGAUACUUGCACAACAUACUUCAAGGCUUGGGGGAGGGAAGGAAGGAAGAGAAAUAAAAAUGUUAUUCUCAGCAAUACAUCCUGGUUUCACGUGACGAGGUGAGAGAAGAAGUGGCUGUAGAACACGGGAUGCCUUUACAUCAUCUUCCAAGUUUCGUACAGGUGGUUAACUCUGCUAACGCAGGAUGGCGAGGGUUAGAGCGUUAAUCAUGGCGACCAACGUAGUUUCUUUUUCGCUUUGCAUCCCUGUCUGGUUCACGUACUCGCAGAAGGCCGCUGCUUUUCAUUCCCAGCCCAGUCUCUCAUCUUAAGACCAUCGCGUAACUGCCCAAUAUUACCCACAAGUCCUGAGGUGCAGCAAACUGAUGAGCAGGCAGGAGGUAGUGAGACAAACAGGAAAACCAAUGCUGAGCCUCAUACACUUACAAGCACAGUCACUUAUAAAGCACAAAUAAUAAUAUUAUAGAGCCCAUUUUUAUCUCCCUUUUGUUUUCCUUCUUUUUAGCCUACUGUGAAGAAAAGGGACUUUUUUAUUCUUUAAGUCACCUGUUGAGAGAUAUAACACUUGUUUGUGUGUGUGCGUGCGUGUUUGUGUGUGUGUGUGAGUGUGUGUGUGUGUGUGUGGUGGAGAGAGCAAGAGAGAACAUGACCAAGUCAAGUAUUGGGACCAAACAGGCAGAAAAUCAAUCAACUCACAGAGGCCUUCGACCUGCCUCCAUGACGCAACACACCUUUCAGUUUCCUCGUAUCGACGUCCAUUCCCUGACUGACGCAGACAGCGGCAGCUUCACUUUUUAACGGCGAAGCCUCAACAACUUAACGCAAAGAAAAGCACAACCCUAAAUACAGACGUUUAUACAAGACUUCCUCUAUUGUGACGCCAGUGAAAUUAAAGUUAAAUUAGCGUUGACGUGAUUAUGACGAGAGUGAAUCAGAAUAAUAUGUAAUUGACAUAUUGGAAUUAAACGAAGCACAAAGCAAAGAUCUGUAAAGAGCACAAACGAAGCGAACAGAGCACAAACAAAGCCAAAAUGAGGAUAAUUAUCAGUCAGCGAUAAAAUCAAAAGUCACGCACAUUAUCGUUCCACGUCGACACUGAUCGCAUUCCAAGUAAAAUAAGAAGAAGAUAAAUAAGGGAGAGAAAAAGAUACUCAGGCUUGUAUGUUUACUCUUUUACAGGGAAUAAAAUGAUAAAAUGUUUACUCGCUCACUACUUGAGCUUUUCACCUCAAGAAAAAAAAGCCACAAGCAGCACAUGCGUGGAAAGCUUUGCCUUCCAUGUUGAAAGAGAAUAAUCGUUAUAAAAUGAUAAAAUCACAGGAAGGGACGUUUCCCCAGGACGUACAAUAAAACCACACACACACACACAGAUUUCAGGCUAAAUCCAGUGUUGAAUAAAUUGAAAGCACAGACUAUUGACGACUGACAGAGUAUAAAGGGUGAACCAUCGGAAAUAGAAGAAAUAUGGCAGACAGAUCAUUGGAGAAGUUUUCCAGCUCCUCAUUUAGCCAGACCUAAAAAAGUUAAAUAAUCCAUUCCGCCACCAGAGCUCAAGACUGUUCCUACAAACCCUACAUGCUGCAGCUGUGUGUCCAUACAGGCGAGAAGACAGUUCAAUGGACACACACAGUAACACACAUAAUGCCAGAAUGUUGCCAACUAUCAGGUAAUAUCACACAUUUUCCUCUCAUACAACCACAUGGCUUAAGUAAAGAAAUCUGCAUACAUUAAAAAAAAAAAAUAGCUUGACUACUGGCUCUUUUUUUAGCCUGUGUGAGUGAGAGGUGAGACUCCUGUGAUGUGGAUCAGAUUUUUUAUUUUAUAGGUGUCCGUCUCUCCUGUCUUCUUUUUUUCUUUUGUGCUUAACGAAGACCUCGCCUUGACGGGGUUCGCUUCAGACAAACGCCGACAACACGCCGCGCCCCCCCCCCCGCAGUAACACUAAAGGAGACUUUUAACGCAAAUAGCGCAGCACCCUGUCAUUUUAGCUCCUCUCAAAUGACACCUUUCACUUUGCUUUUUUAUUGAUCACAGCUGACUGAAGUGUGAUUCGACGUAAGCGCACACUCUGCCGUGCACUGCGCAGACAUACACAAAACACGAAUGCACAGACACACACACACACACAUUUCUUUUUUCAAACACACGCAUACAAACGCUGAAGGUCACUCCAUUUUCAUUUGUAAUCAGCGCACUGCAGAGCACAGCACUGACACCCUAACAAGGCCUUCGAGCCCGACCUUUUGACCUUGUGAUCUCCAGGAAAAAAUAAAAGAUAAAAAAAUUAUAAUUAUAGAAAACAGAAAAACCUCCCCAGCGAGGAGACGAUGCAGACCAUAGUGUCACCCGUGGGGAUUGAGUGUUGGACCGCUGUUACGUUCAACCUCACAGUUUUAGAAGCAUGAAUAAAAACAAGAUAUAAUGAUGAUUAUUUUUUGCACCACUAUCUUAAAAGCAUGAUAUUUUGAAGUGCCUCCUUGCACUUUGUGUAUAUAUUGUAGGUAACAGAUUUUUUUUUCCUUUUUGUUUUCUCUUGGGGGGACGUUGAAAUGGUUCGUAGGAGUAUAGUUUCAUUGCUGUGACAUUUUUCAUGUAAUCCUCUAGAAAGAAAAAAAUAUCAUCUUUGUCCUGAGUAAAAUUAGAUUAGAUACAAAUGUAUAGAGAGGAAAACUGUGUAAUAAAUUGCUUGUUUUUUUUAUUCUCUAAUAGCUCUUAACUAGUUGUUUUACUGACCUGUCACACACCAAUAUAUAUAUCAUUUUUUUUGUAUCUAAUGUAAGCGUUUUGAAUGUUUGUUCCAUGAAGAUAUAAGCCGUGUGCAUUCAUUUUCAUUGUACAUAAAUAAAUAUAUAAUUGUUCUGUUCAAUGGCAGUGCAGAGUUUUCCAGAAUUACAGUGAUCCUCACGCAAACGCUGUUUGCAUGACGGCGAGAAAAGAAAAGGGGAAAUGAGAGUCGGAAGGAGAGAGAGAGGAAGAAAGAGAGCAAGGGGAUGUUUUUGCUUUGACUAUAGGGGCCAACAUGAGUUAUUUAGGAGGGAGUUAUACUUUGAUAAAGGCUGAAGAGAAGAGAGACGUAUUAAAGGGAACUAAUUUAGCCCAGGACGUAGAGCAGAGUGAGGAAUCCAACGCGACCUAUAGACGAGAGAUUUGAGCGAGAGAACAGACAUCAUGUAUUCAGAUGCCUGUUACAGUAUCAAGCAACAUUCCUCAGGUGACUCAUCUGAAGCAUUUUGUCUUUUCGGUGGAGAAAACUGGCUUUAGUCUCAGGCGUCUUUGUUUACCCCGUGCAGAGAUCUAGGUCUUUUAGAUCCUGUGUCGAGCUGCCGCAUCGUCACACAUUUUACCCGCUGAGACGCAACAUCGUGGAGGCUGAUAGAAAUCCCAGCUCCACAAUCUGCCUUUACUCCGCUUGCCUUUUCGUUCGCUUUCUAAAACAGAAACUAUAUUAUGCACACACAGACACCUGAGUGAAACGGUACCGAUCACAUGGAUAUCGACCGACAGUGUUUCGACAAAGAGCCAGUAUAUCUUCAAGCUUGUCCUUUUCUACUGCUGAUAACCCGUCUCACUCCUGCCUACAACAUGCUUUCCUCAUCUUACUUUUCUAGGCCUUCUUCCUUCUUUGUAAAGUUGUUGUAAUUCUGAUGUAAAGGCAGAGCAUAUGUGUGGGGGGAGAUACACUAUCGAGUAAAAAAAAGACAAAAAAAAAAACAUGAAUUCUUUCCUCGGUCUAUGGUAUACACAAAAAAAAUCUGUUUCUACAUAUCAAGUGUUGUACCUUUGGUGUACAUAUACAAAUAUAACUAAUAAAUGUUGAUUCAUAACUAAA